This is a messenger RNA of Hippocampus comes (tiger tail seahorse), 1146 nucleotides long. It is a transcript of the gene selenof, whose product is annotated as selenoprotein F. Gene Ontology annotation, molecular function: oxidoreductase activity. NCBI's taxonomy places the organism in Eukaryota, Metazoa, Chordata, Actinopteri, Syngnathiformes, Syngnathidae. The transcript is spliced from 5 exons. The record is from RefSeq and is a predicted model, not a curated record. Gene Ontology annotation, cellular component: endoplasmic reticulum lumen.
GAGUACUGUUUAGUUUAACUGAAGGCUCCGUCAUUGUAGUUUUUUCCGGCACUCUCCAAAAUGUCGGGAGAAGUGUAUCUCCUGUGGCUGCUUUCGCUGUUAAAAACGCUGUCAGCGUAUGGCUCCGACUUGACUUCGGAGGCUUGCAGGGAUCUGGGCUUCUCCAGCAACCUGCUGUGCAGUUCCUGUGACCUGCUCGGGGAGUUCAGCCUCACCAAGCUGCAGCCAGACUGCAGGCACUGCUGCCAGCAGGAAGCCCAGUUGGAAUCGCGGAAGCUCUACGCUGGGGCCAUCCUGGAGGUGUGCGGAUGAAAAUUGGGGAGGUUCCCCCAAGUCCAAGCUUUUGUCAAGGGUGACAAGCCGAAAAUGUUCAAGGGUCUUCAGAUCAAGUACGUGCGAGGCUCCGAUCCUGUACUCAAGCUUUUGGACGACAACGGGAACAUCACCGAGGAACUCAGCAUCCUCAAGUGGAACACGGACAGCGUGGAAGAGUUUUUGAGUGAAAAAUUAGAGCGGAUAUAAACAUGGGUUUCAAAUUAUUUUUUACAGUUGAAGGGGACAGUUUAAAAACGUACACUCAAACCUUGAUGGUUUACAUCACUCAUUUUGCCAUAUUGUUUUUUGAGAAUUCUGCCAGCCUUUUUUUCUCCCCCUAAGUGAAAACAGUUGGAUUCGAAAACUAAAAGUAGUGGCAUGAUUUCAGAUAAGAUAAAAAAAAAAAAGUGUGAAAUGUACAUUUUUAGUUAAGUGGAUUGAAUUUAGCAUUCUUACAUUGCUGCUAAAUUCUGUUUAGUCACAGAUCCAUGAACAAAACUGUUAAAGCCUCACCGUGUGUUCUUUAGCUUUUUCUGUUUCUGAUUUUCUUGUACACUUAUUUUUAUAAUGCUUGAAUUGCAGGUAGCUAGACAAGAGUCGUCAAAAGAAGGAAUGAUUCCUAAUUUCUGUCUACAAGUAGAGGGUGUAGUCACGGGGCACGUUUAUGAAGAGCUCACCGUAAACCAGUUUUGGGAAGUGUGCUCUGAUGGGUUUUGUGUUCCUCAGCUUCAUCAAAGUUUCAGUGGAAAUUGGAAUUGUUAUGGAUGGUCGUCUUUUGAAACGCAUAAUUGAAGAUUUGAAUAAACAACAAUAAAACACAAAAGUCUUUCA